Eimeria acervulina is the source of this 1107-nucleotide messenger RNA. Its product is annotated as acetyltransferase domain-containing protein, putative. The coding region runs from base 1 to 1107 and encodes 368 amino acids. The record is from RefSeq and is a predicted model, not a curated record. The transcript has 4 exons. Lineage: Eukaryota; Apicomplexa; Conoidasida; Eucoccidiorida; Eimeriidae.
AUGGCUGUAGAGCCCGAUAAUGUAGUUAAAGGAGUUAUUUGGGUACAGAGUAAACCCAAAGAAGGUGUUGUUGAUGACGUUCGCGUGUUUGUUUAUCAAGAUGAAGACGGCAUGCACCAGUUAUCAUUAUUUUCUCGUCUUCUUUCGGCAUCUUCUUCACCUGAUUUGGGGCUGCAUGCACUUGAAUAUCGUUUCUAUUGUGAUUCUCUUGCGGAGUUAAUUUUAUCGUGGAAGCUCGGCCUCUACCCGUCUGACUUUUCUGAGGUUGCAUCUCCUAAGAGACGCCCCUUCCCUUCUUAUGAAUAUACAACUAAAGCAAAGCUGCCUUGGAGCCCCACUGAAGAGCUCAGUCUUACCCUUCACAGUCGAUCCCUCGACCGACAAUUAGAGUUUGCGCAGGGUCAACUGAGGCGUCUGCUAGAGAGACAGAGGACGCCGCUUCGUCUCCCUGGAAGUCCUGAGGGGGGUUCAGGCGGCUCCUCAGGGGGUGAGGAGACACCUGAAGAGGAGACAGAUGAUGAUGAAGAGGUUAUAUAUGCACUGCUGCGUUCGGACGAUGAGCUAGAAACGAAGGCGAAGCCUUCUGGAUCAGCAACAGAAGAGCAGCAGAAGGAAGACCAGCAGCAGCAGCAGCAGCAGCAGCAGCAGGAGCAGGAAGACCAGCAGCAGGAGCAGGGAGAUCAGCAGCAACAGCAACAAGAGGAGUCUCCUUCUUCUCUCAGUCUUGUCAGUGAGCAGCAACAGAAAGGGCUGUCUCCUGAGGAGACAGAUAAACAAAGAGACAAUCCGGAUGCUCUCCCUUGGUACAGGACUCUAACUGGUGUUACAUCGAUGUUGUUAGGUAUGGGUGUCUUUAUGUUAUUUUGCUUUCGUUGUUGUAUGAAGAGACGGGGAAAUGAUAAUAGUAGGGGGGGCCCCCUGGGGGCCCCCGGGGCCCCAAGUGAAGGUGAAGUACAGCUACAAACAUUGCAUAAAGAUGCAAAUGAAAGGAGAACUGCUGAGUGUCUUAAAGGCUAUUCUCAUAUAUCAGACCAGCAUGCAAUUAGAGAUCCAGAAACAGGAAGCUGGUGGGAGGAAGAAGACGUACGAACAUUUACAGAAGCUUAA